Messenger RNA from Hemicordylus capensis (graceful crag lizard), 5131 nucleotides. RefSeq names its product FGR proto-oncogene, Src family tyrosine kinase (gene FGR). Lineage: Eukaryota; Metazoa; Chordata; Lepidosauria; Squamata; Cordylidae. Gene Ontology annotation, molecular function: signaling receptor binding; non-membrane spanning protein tyrosine kinase activity; ATP binding. Bases 845 to 2470 code for a protein of 541 amino acids. The transcript is spliced from 14 exons. Gene Ontology annotation, biological process: cell differentiation; protein phosphorylation; cell surface receptor protein tyrosine kinase signaling pathway. Gene Ontology annotation, cellular component: extrinsic component of cytoplasmic side of plasma membrane. The record is from RefSeq and is a predicted model, not a curated record.
GCCUCCUGCGGAAAACCGACGCAUUUCCCCAAAGCAGGAACGGGCGCGCGGCAUCGCAGCCCUUCCGGAAGAGACUUUCCAGGGACUGAACUCCUCCGCACGCCCACCCUGGAGCGAGCCAACAAGGAGACGCUUCCCAAAGCCUUCCCAGAGAAGCCCCUCAUCAUUGGCUAGGCUGCUGCUCUCUGCCUGCCCGCGCCGCCUCCUCCUCCUCCUCCCCUCCCGCAAGCCGUCCGCCUGCAAUCAGGGAAUGGGUGGGAGGGGGAGUGGUUGUGCUCGGGGGUCUCGCUCUGACCACUGACUGGGGGGCGGGGGCGGCGCUCGAUGCUCCCCGGCCACACGGGGCUGGGCUGGCCUCUCACGUACCGGCGCGAGCCACAGCCCGGCGAGCGAGGGGCGAAGGGGGAACGGAGGCGGCGCCCUUAAGCGCUCCUACGGCGAUCGGGGGGGGGGGGGUCAGGUGGGGGAUCUACACAUCCACACGCACGCAGAGCGCUCGGCUUUCGGUGGCUUGCCUGGCUGACCCCGAGAGGAGGAUUGCAGGGCUAGGGGAGAGCAGGGACGCGGGGUGGGGAAGCAGCCCGGCCGCAGCGAAGAGGAAGUGUCUGCAGUGGGCGAGCAGGCGGGCCAGAAGCCGGCGAAGCAGUCGAAGUGGGAAGAUCAGGGCCAGGCAAACGAAAAUACACGCCUACUUCAAGGCCGCUAAUUUUCUGCAUCUGAUUCCAGCGCCAAAGGCAGCCACCUAAUGGCUGGAGUAUCAAACUCAGGCACUUGUUUUCAUCGGACAGGAGACAUGGAUCAACUGCACUGACCUGAAGUUCCAUCCUGCAGGUGCUGCCCAGCAAUGGGUUGUGUGCAAUGCAAGAAGAAGAGGGCCAAUAAAAACCAGGGCGGCGGCGGCAGCAGUGAUGGGGCAGCCAACCCAGCUCCCAGCUCCCACUACAACCCUGAUCCCAUUCAGCCGAACCCCACCAACUUCACCCGCAUCCCCGACUUCAACAACUUCCCAGGGACCCCCGGGCCUUGCACACCGGCUUUAGGCGGGGGCACUGGCCACUACCCCACCCCUUCCUUGCCUGGUCUUGGUGGGAUUGCAGGUGGAGGUGUGACCUUUUUUGUUGCCUUGUAUGAUUAUGAAGCCAGGACGGAGGAUGAUCUCACAUUUGUGAAAGGAGAGAAAUUUAACAUCAUCAACAACACCGAGGGCGACUGGUGGGAGGCCCGGUCUCUGAGCACAGGAGCGACGGGCUACAUCCCUAGCAACUACGUGGCACCUGUGGACUCCAUCCAGGCGGAAGAGUGGUACUUUGGGAAAAUCGGCCGCAAGGAUGCUGAGAGGCAGCUUCUGUGCCACGGCAGCCCUCGAGGGACCUUUCUCAUUCGCGAGAGUGAGACCACCAAAGGUGCCUACUCACUGUCUAUCCGUGACUGGGACGAGGUGAAAGGUGACCACGUCAAGCAUUAUAAAAUCCGGAAGCUGGACAACGGUGGCUAUUACAUCACGACGCGGGCUCAGUUUGAAACAGUGCAGCAGCUGGUCCAGCAUUACAUUGAGAGAGCUGCAGGCCUCUGCUGCCGCCUCGCUGUGCCAUGUCACAAGGGGAUGCCCAAACUGGCAGACCUGUCCGUCAAAACCAAAGACGUGUGGGAGAUCCCGCGUGAAUCCCUGCAGCUCAUCAAGAAGUUGGGCAAUGGGCAGUUUGGGGAAGUGUGGAUGGGCAUGUGGAACGGCACCACGAAAGUGGCCGUGAAGACCCUGAAGCCGGGCACCAUGUCCCCGGAAGCCUUCCUGGAAGAGGCCCAGAUCAUGAAGCGCUUGCGGCAUGACAAGCUGGUGCAGCUGUAUGCCGUGGUGUCGGAGGAGCCCAUCUACAUCGUCACCGAGUUCAUGAGCCAAGGGAGUUUGCUGGAUUUUUUGAAAGAUGGUGACGGCCGCUUCCUGAAGCUCCCCCAGCUGGUGGAUAUGUCAGCCCAGAUUGCUGCUGGAAUGGCCUACAUCGAGCGGAUGAACUACAUCCACCGGGAUCUGCGGGCAGCUAAUAUUCUUGUGGGGGACAACCUGGUGUGUAAGAUCGCUGACUUCGGCCUGGCCCGUCUCAUUGAGGACAACGAAUACACAGCACGCCAAGGUGCCAAGUUCCCCAUCAAGUGGACUGCCCCGGAAGCUGCACUUUACGGCAAGUUUACCAUCAAGUCGGACGUCUGGUCCUUCGGCAUUCUGCUGACAGAGCUUGUCACCAAAGGACGAGUCCCCUAUCCAGGCAUGAACAACCGGGAAGUGCUGGAGCAAGUGGAACGGGGCUACCGGAUGCAGUGCCCCACCAACUGCCCCCUCUCGCUGCACGAACUGAUGGUGCAGUGCUGGAAAAAGGAGCCCGAGGAGAGGCCCACCUUCGAAUACCUCCAGUCCUUCCUCGAAGACUACUUCACCGCCACAGAGCCUCAGUACCAGCCAGGGGACAACCAAUAGUGGCGGCUGUGGAUGCCCGCUGGGACUCGGGUUCACAGGCACUCCAUCCCGGCGGCCUUCCUAGGCCGUAUUACUCCGGGACUGGCCGUACACAAAAACAACCCCUUCCCUCUCCAGAGCCGAAAAGAUCCUUUUUUUUGUACAAUGGGGGUUGGACUCUUUAAAAAAAAAAAUCAUUCCACUUUGGGUUUUUGAUUGAGACUUUGUCUGUGAUGGAGUCCUGCCUCUCUGAGCCACUGCUGUGCCACUUUUUGGAGGUCUGAGCCGGGUUCAGGUUAGUGAGGAGAGAGUUUGUGGUGUUCAGUUCAUGCUCUCUUAGCGAAGAACCUCUUUUCUCCUCCCCGCCUUCCAUCAUCGGGAGCAGCCAUAACUCGGUGGUGGAAUACCUGUUUUGCAUGAUGAAGGUCCUGGGUUCAAGUGUUGGCAUCUCCAGUUAAGGAUCUCUUGGGGUGGGGCUAGGAAAGUCCCCUGCCUGGAGACCUCUGUGAUUUGCUGCCAGUCAGAGACGACUAUGGGUGGGCUGAUGGUCUGGCUCAGUAUAAGGCUGCUUCGCAGAUCAUACUGGAAGGCAGUGAAGAUUAUUGGAGGGCGACACCUCUUUCCCAGUUCCCCACUUCCAGCUACCUCCCUUGACGCCCACUUGAAACAUCUCUGAGGAUGAGGGGUGGCCCAAGAUAUGGUGGCCCCUGACUUGCCCCACGCCCCUGGUGGGGGGCAGCUUCUUCUCAAAGCCAAGCCUUGCAAACUCUGGAAGUGCAUGGGGAACAUGGAGGAGAGCAGGUUGCUGGCAGCCUCCUCUUCUCUCCUUAUGCUUCUUGCACACUUUGCAAGGAAUGUGAGAGAGGUGCUCCCUGCUGCGUUUGCAAGGGUCCGAUCGGUCCAGAAGGUCUGCUCCAAGAGUGGCAGUGGGGAGCAUCUUGCCACCCUGCUGGCGCCCCAAGCGUCUGCUACCUGAGGCGACCGCCUUGCCUUGCCUCAUGAAAUGCAGAGGGCACCGUAGGCUGGCUCAGGUUCUGGACUGAGUUAACCCCGGCAGAGCUCAGCAUGUGCAGAACUCUAAAGGAAGUGAGCUAAAAUGCAGGCCACCCCCUUCACCUACUGCGGUUAGUCCCUUUUGUCCUCCAGCCUCCUCUGAGGGGCUUGAUGCCCAGCUGCUGUGAAAUGGAUCUUUUUAGUGUCCCGUUCCUUCCUCUCCUCUUUCUUUUUAACUCUCCAAGUUCUUGACCAGAGCCAAUUUGAUUAAAGCCAUAAUGCACUGGCUGCGUGAUGGGAGUGGACUGCUGCAAAACACCAUUUAAAUUGGAGAGGGAGGUCGCAAGGGUUAUGGGUACUGUGAUACUUUCCCCAGAAGGACCAGAGAGAAAAGACUGCCCAAAAGGUUGCCUUUCAUCCCAUGAAAGUUAGUAAUAAUUUAGGCAGUCUUCGUCCUGUGAUGUGACAAGUUUAGUAGUCAUUCUUUCUGCACAGGGAAUGCUGACGUUCUAUCGGGGCCACUAGAAAUCUCUGACACAAUUCUCAGCUAUACAGAACUACAUUUCCCAGGAUUCUCUGGGGAGAGCCAUGACAGUUAUGUCGCUAUAUAACUGAUUGAACUAUGCAUAGGCUCAGACUGUAAGCACUUUUAUUCCACCCAUCUCAAAGAGCCUACAGUCUGAACCUGUGCAGCCUGAUCCUUUAUCAGAAAUAAACAUGACUUGAGUUGGACAGCGCUUACUCCCAAGUAUGUUGCUUCCACUAUGGCUAACUCUUGCUGGGUGGUACUGAUGUUAUUUUAGAAUACAGAAUGCCCUAUACCAUGAUCAGCUACCUGUAGGUCCAUCAUCCCUAAGCUUGCCUCUACAAUCUUGAGGCCCAGAUAUUCCCUGAAGCUGAAGUUGUGAUACAGGAUUCUGGUAGCUGCGAGAGUUAUCCUGGCCUAAUGAAGAGUGGUGGGAAAAGACAAUGAAAAAUUAGCAAGCCGUGUGGAUAGGGGCACAGUUCAUGAUGCUUCCUAGCUUUCUCUACCUGGAAGCCAUACCUGCAGAGGAGGACAUAUUCUUCCCAAGAACAAGUUUCUCUCUUUGCUCCCAUGGACUCUACUUGGGUGGAUUCCCCUAGGCCCCAGAGACCUACCUCUCUGAAGCCACCCCCACUUGUGGGGGGGGGCAGAGAAUGUGAAGCCUUGUGCCAACCCUUCUACAUGAGUUCAUGCACUGGUAAUGUGUCAGUGAGUGAGAAUGUAGACAUGCUUGCUCAUUUCUCUGAGGCAGUUCUAAAAGGUGAUUCAUCCACAGGAGUGGCAGAUGAGCCGUGUAGCAACAGAGCAGGGGGAACAAGCCCAGACGAUAAAGGAGGGGUGCUGCCUUUUUUGGCAUGAGAUAACCCAUGCACUGCUGGAUAUGCACUGGCAGCAAUUGGCUUGGGUUUUUAAGCAGUUGUCAGUUGCCACUCUACUCUUGGCCCAGGGCAAGUUUCAGCUGUGGGUAAGUUGCCGUGCAGGAAGCCACAGAAUUCGGGAACAUGUGGAUGCUGUGGGCAAGUGAUUACAGACCACAUGUUAGAUCCCAAACCCAGAGAGAGAAUGCCGCCAUGUGUUUCUUAGAGCUACCCCUUUCUAUGCUACAUUGUUGGAUUGCUUUUUUUAAAAAAAGGAAGUCUGUAAAUAAAGAAAAGUAAACCUUU